Molecule: messenger RNA, 2676 nt
Organism: Hevea brasiliensis (rubber tree)
Lineage: Eukaryota; Viridiplantae; Streptophyta; Magnoliopsida; Malpighiales; Euphorbiaceae
Product: protein NSP-INTERACTING KINASE 2
Exons: 11
Coding region: 520-2382 (620 amino acids)
Biological process (GO): protein phosphorylation
Molecular function (GO): ATP binding; protein kinase activity; protein binding
Source: RefSeq, a predicted model, not a curated record
UAUAAUAUGUUACAAUGGCUAACAGUUAAUACUGCACUUGCUUUUCACAUUUUAUAUAAUCAGGGAAUAUAAUAGGGGAAUUCCUCUACAAUCCUUUUCUCGAAACAAAUGCAUGAUUGAACGAAUUUUGCUUUUCUUAAUAAUCUUUUAUAUUAUCAAGAUUUGGUUAGGGUGAUCACAUAGCUUUUAUAUAUUCUUUUCUCAUACUUAGCUGAACCAGUGGCCGGAAUGCUACUUAUCUUUAGUCUUAUACUGCCAAACCUUUUUUUUCUUGGCUCUUGGGUUCUGACGCAAGGCGUGAGUGAGUGAGUGCAGUUGUUGGAGAGAAUGAGGUUGGUGUUAUGUGAAGCUUAAACAUGAGAAAACAACACAAAACCCAAAUCAAAAAUUUUUUUUUGGUUGAAUCUUUCAAAACUAUCAGAUCAUUUCUAACUCCUAUCUAACCUUUACUAGCCCGCUUCAUAUUUUAAUCAGUAGCUAUUCUUGGCAAUUGGGUAUUUGAUUUGCUCCUUGGAUUCAAUGGAGGCAUGGGAAAGGAAUGCCCUUUUUUGUGCGGUUUUGUCUUGCUUAUGGACAUCUGUAUGCGGAUUACUAUCUCCAAAAGGUGUCAACUAUGAAGUGGAGGCUUUGGUGAGCAUUAAGGAUUCACUGCAUGAUCCUCAUAAUGUUCUUAACUGGGAUGCAACUGCUGUGGAUCCAUGCAGCUGGACUAUGAUCACUUGUUCUCCUGAUGGUCUGGUUACUGGCCUAGGAGCUCCAAGCCAAAGUUUAUCUGGAACUCUUUCACCAAGCAUAGGAAACUUAUCAAAUCUCCAGCUUGUGCUUCUACAGAAUAACAACAUUACAGGACAUUUACCCUCUGAGCUUGGGAGGCUUUCAAAACUCAAAACACUUGAUCUUUCUAAUAACUUCUUCAGUGGUCAAAUUCCCAGUACUCUAUCCAACCUAAAAAACCUUCAAUACUUGAGGCUAAACAAUAACACUCUCUAUGGACCAAUUCCUUCCUCUUUGGCUAACAUGACCCAGCUUUCCUUCCUGGACUUGUCUUAUAAUAAUCUGACUGGUCCUGUACCUAGUUUUCAUGCUAAAACAUCCAACAUUGUAGGAAACCCUCUGAUAUGUGGAACUGCAAAAGACUGUCCUGGAUCCGUACCGACUCCACAAUCUUUGUUCUUGAAUAAUUCACAAAACUCUCAACCUUCUGGAAGUGGAAAGAGUCACAAAAUUGCCUUGGCCUUUGGUUCAAGCCUGGGCUGUGUCUGUCUGUUGAUUCUUGGAUUCGGUUUUCUUCUAUGGUGGAGGCAAAGACGCCACCAGCAAAUAUUCUUUGAUGUUAAUGAACAGCGUCACGAACAACUGAACCUUGGAAACCUGAAGAGAUUUCAAUUCAAAGAACUUCAGGCAGCUACAAACAACUUCAGCAGGAAGAACCUGAUAGGAGAAGGUGGUUUUGGAAAUGUUUACAAAGGGUAUCUCCAAGAUGGAACAGUUGUAGCUGUUAAAAGGCUGAAAGAUGGCAAUGCCAUUGCUGGUGAGAUCCAAUUUCAAAGAGAAGUAGAGAUGAUCAGCCUAGCAGUUCAUCGCAAUCUCCUCCGUCUCUAUGGAUUUUGCAUGACAGCAAAUGAAAGGCUGUUGAUUUACCCUUACAUGUCCAACGGGAGUGUUGCUACUCGUCUCAAGGCCAAACCAGCCUUGGACUGGGGCACAAGGAAAAGAAUUGCCUUAGGAGCUGCAAGAGGUUUACUAUACUUGCAUGAGCAGUGCGAUCCCAAGAUAAUUCACAGGGAUGUUAAGGCUGCAAAUAUACUGCUUGAUGACUACUGUGAAGCUGUUGUAGGAGAUUUUGGAUUGGCAAAGCUAUUAGAUCACAGGGACUCGCAUGUGACCACAACUGUGAGAGGUACUAUGGGACACAUAGCCCCUGAGUAUCUCUCAACAGGUCAAUCCUCCGAGAAAACAGAUGUUUUUGGGUUUGGAAUCCUUUUACUUGAAUUAAUAUCUGGCUUAAGAGCUGUGGAAUUUGGGAAGUCAGCAAACCGCAAAGGAGCCAUACUUGACUGGGUGAAGAAGAUUCAUCAGGAAAACAAGCUUGAGUUGUUAGUUGACAAGGAUCUGAAAAGUAACUAUGAUAGAAUCGAGCUAGAAGAAAUGGUUCGGGUAGCUCUGCUAUGCACCCAAUACCUUCCAAGUCACAGACCUAAAAUGUCAGAGGUGGUUCGGAUGUUAGAAGGAGACGGACUUGCUGAGAAAUGGGAAGCAUCUCAGAAAGCUGAAUCAACCAGAUCUAAAGCCAAUGAGUUCUCAUCUUCGGAGCGAUAUUCUGAUCUUACUGAUGACUCUUCAUUGCUCGUCCAAGCGAUGGAGCUCUCUGGACCUAGGUGACAAGAUUCUCAAAAAAGAUGGGAAAGCAUUUUACAUAGCUUGAAAUGAAAAGAAUCCAAGAUAACAUGCUUGUGAAAACAAACUUCUUGUAUAUUAGCAAACAUAUUGCAGCUCUAAAGCUUCAUUUCAAAUUUUCUUACUGUACAGAAUCGGGAUUUGAAAUUGACAUACAGUUGAGCGAUACAUGUCUUCCUGUUCCUGUUUGAGUGAAGAUUUUUCUUAUUUUCGGAGAUUUUCAUCUGGGGUUGAAUGUAAUAAUCAUCCUUCAAUAAAAUAUUGUUUCUUCUGCUUAAA